CCACUGUACAGUUACAGACUGAAACACAGAUAGGUCAUUUUUAAUACAUUUUCCUUAUAUCACGUGCACUUAUUUUACUUUAUAUUGUAAUUAUACAUAUGUAAAGUGUAGAAUCUCUGAAGAAUAUAACUCGUAUUUUAAUAUAAACCAUGGCGAUUGGGUCACUACUGGUGAUUGCUGCGUACUUUUAUCACUGUGAAGCUUUUGCUGUAGUACAAGGAGACGUCCUCAACGAGCGCCCGAUCGUUGGUAUCUUAUCGCAAGAACUAUCGUUGCGUGUACACUCAAUGUUUCCUAAAGAAAACUAUACGAGUUACAUAUCGGCCUCGUUUGUGAAAGAUGUUGAGAAAUCCGGCGCAAGAGUUGUCCCGAUUCUAAUCGGCAGAGAUCGUUCCUACUACAGAAAUAUAUUACGAAAGAUUAAUGGAGUUAUCUUCCCGGGUGGUGUUUCGAAAUUCAACAAUACCAACGGCUAUGCCGACGCCGCCAAACACAUCUAUGAACUGGCACAAGAACUGAACGACGCUGGUGAUUACUUCCCCAUUUUCGGGACUUGUUUAGGAUUUCAAUUCCUCGUCGUACUUACAUCGGGCAGAGGACCAGAAGCGAUUCGAAUCAAAUGUCGCUCGUAUGAAAACUUGCCGCUUAAUUUUACGCAGGAUUUUCGCAAAAGCAGAAUGUUUCACGAAGCACCAAAAGAUAUUAUUCGUAUUUUGAAGAACAAGGACGUCACAGUAAAUUCGCAUGGGUUUUGUAUAGUUGAUGAAAGCCUGAAGUAUCAUAAUCUGACUAAAUACUGGCGCCCAACUUCUUACAGCAAUGAUGAAUAUGGCGUCAGAUUCAUUGCGAGUAUCGAACAUAAAAGGUACCCAUUCUACGGAGUUCAAUUCCAUCCCGAGAAGGCUUCAUUCGACUGGAAAUCAUCAAAGCAUUACACACACUCGUUCGUUGCUGUGAGAACAAACCGUUACUUCGUGGAUUUCUUCGUCAACGAGUGUCGGAAGAGUCAGCACUUUUUCGCCAAUGCAGCCGAAGAAAACGCCUAUUUGAUUUACAAUUACGCACCAAAAUUUACCGGUGCCAUGGGCAGCAGUUAUUUUCAGUGUUACAUGUUUGAGCCGAGAGGAAAUGUUUAAUCAUAGUUUUGUUCGUUGCUUUUAGUUACACAUUUAUGCGCUUUCCUGUGCUCAUAAAGCUGUAAAUAUGCACCUCUAAGUCUAUGUACCUAUUCUUUAAAUUAAUUUUUAAGUAAACUUUCAUUUUGUAAAAUUCCACGUUCCAGAUUUCAUUAUAAUAGAAUCAACAUUGUAAAUCUUACCAAUUUAAGGAUUAUUUUAAGUAAGCAACCGUAUUAUAUUAGUAAAAUUAAUAUUCCAAUAUCAACAUUUAAUAUAUAAUUAUUAUUUUUUUGAUUGUGUUUGUUUUGUAGAUAAUUUGAAUUACAUUUCGUCGUUAUAUACCAUGAUAAACAAAAUAUUAUGUAUAUAUACGUUUUGUUUGUAGAUAAAUGUUUAACGAAACAAAAACCUGACAAGUGCGAAUCGGACUCACUGAGAGCUCUGUACAUAGGAUCAUUAUAAAUAGUUUUGAUUUAGAAAUCGUAUUGCCCAGUUUUUGCUGAGCUUUUUUCGAAUUUCAGACCCCCUGAAUUUUAAGUUUUAAUUACAUAUGUAUAGUUCAGAAACUUUUUCUUAUACUUGUGGUAUAUAACGAUGUUACUUGCCAAAUUACAAAGUAUUGAAUCCUUUGAGAGUGUCGAAAUGCGCGUUUUUGCUAAAUAAGCAGCCGAAUCGUUUUUAACGUAAACUUAGAUGUUCGAUUUUUUCACAGCUCUAAGUAAGAUUUUCAGCUUGAUACCAUGGAAUCCCGAAAUAAAAGGUCUUGACAGACAGACUGACGGAUCACAAAGUGAUCCUAUAUUUAUAUAUAGCUUCCGUUUUUUUUUUCAUUUUGAGGUUCGGAACCCCAAAAAUUAACCCAAAUAAGAUAAUGACAAAUAUGAUACUUUAAUUGAGUUUAGCAUCGUUCGGAUAUACUGAUUUCAAGAUAUUCUUGAAAACAUAUUGAUGUAAAUAAAAUACUUAUAGUUUUUAAACUUUUCCCUAUACUUGUAGUAAAAGACGAUAUUACUGGUUAUAUUAUAACUUUCUCCUUUAUUAAUGUAAAAACUAUGUUCAUAAUAAUAUUAUCAAAGUAUGUAAAUCUAUGUCGGUGACUUUGGUUCUUCUGCGGAUCUCCUCAUUUUGAUUCGAUCACGCAGAGAUACUCCUAACAUAGCUCGUUCCAUCGCCCGCUGUGUGACUCUGAGCCUUCUUAUUAGCGAGUCAAGCGAGUCGCAGGGAUUCGCUGGAUGCAGGUGGCUCAGUAUCGUGAUGUUUGGAAGUCCCUACAAAAGGCCUAUGUCCUGCAGUGGACGUCCAUCGGCUGAUAUGAUGAUGGUGAUGAUGUAAAUUGUUGUAACU
Molecule: messenger RNA, 2462 nt
Organism: Bicyclus anynana (squinting bush brown)
Lineage: Eukaryota; Metazoa; Arthropoda; Insecta; Lepidoptera; Nymphalidae
Product: gamma-glutamyl hydrolase A
Exons: 7
Coding region: 150-1136 (328 amino acids)
Biological process (GO): tetrahydrofolylpolyglutamate metabolic process
Cellular component (GO): vacuole
Molecular function (GO): gamma-glutamyl-peptidase activity
Source: RefSeq, a predicted model, not a curated record